This is a messenger RNA of Hemicordylus capensis (graceful crag lizard), 8181 nucleotides long. It is a transcript of the gene GPR146, whose product is annotated as G protein-coupled receptor 146. Bases 867 to 1868 code for a protein of 333 amino acids. Gene Ontology annotation, molecular function: G protein-coupled receptor activity. The transcript is spliced from 3 exons. Gene Ontology annotation, cellular component: membrane. NCBI's taxonomy places the organism in Eukaryota, Metazoa, Chordata, Lepidosauria, Squamata, Cordylidae. The record is from RefSeq and is a predicted model, not a curated record. Gene Ontology annotation, biological process: G protein-coupled receptor signaling pathway.
UACCACAGAGAGUAGGCAAGUUGCCAACGGAGCUCGGCAGCGUGACCGCGCUGCAUUGGGUUUCUUUAAUGAAAGCCAGGAAAGAACACAUUACAGAGUGUUUCUUCGGAGAGCUAAGCUAGCCUCCAGUGAUUGAAAUCAAUAAAAACAGUCGGCAAGAGGCCCAGUGGGGGGAGAAUCAAAUCUCCACUCCUGAGUGCCGUUUGCUUUCCACUUUCUCCCUUCCCUUAAAAGUUAAACUUUGAUAAACUACACACUACUUGCAGCACUCCAGAGACUUUUCCUCCCGCCCUCCCGCGGCUUGGCGAGUGGACAGCCGUUUUAAGCUGCCUUCCAGCUUGCCCCUCCGUUCUCUUUCAUGGCGUGCAAAGGAACGGACAGAUUGUUUUGAACGUGAAAACUUGCUAGGAGGACAUCUCUGGACAAGUGCAUUCUCUGGCGCUUCAGGGCGGGAGAGGGAAGGAGGGCAGAGGAUGCAUUCUGUGGCAGGCAAAACGCUGGAGAGGUGAAAGAUGAAGCAAAACAUGGAAUUUUACUCAGCAAAAAGCUCUCUGUCUGGAUAGCAUGUCAGCUGCUGCUGUGGCGAAUUCUGAAUCUGCAGAAGAGAGCCUCGGAGGGAGGGAGUCCACUCCGAAAGCAGAGCAGAACAGCCAUCUGAGAAUUCAUGUACAAUUCAGAGGAUCUCAAGCUCAAUCCUGGAAAUGAGACACUGGAGCCCUGCUGAACUUACCCGGAGAAAGUUCUGAGCUGAGGAGCAAAAUGUUUCUGCCCGCUAUCAGGAAACCUCUGUUCUUCGCUCUGAGGCAAGGUAGUGCUUACCAGAAAAGCUGGUAACCAGCAAAGAAGACACAAACGUCAAGGUCACUAUGUGGAGCUGCGAAGCUUUCAAUGGUACCAAAAACGUAGAGGACCUGCAUCUCUGCCAUGAUUUCCAUCUUGUACUUUCCAUUUUUUCACUGCUCUACCUCAUUAUCUGUUUCCCAGUUGGCCUUUGCUAUAACGCCCUACUGGUCCUGGUCAAUCUGUACAACAAGGCAACGAUGACCAUGCCGGAUGUCUACUUCGUGAACAUCGCAAUUGCUGGCCUCAUCAUCAAUGCGAUUGCACCCAUGUACCUUCUAGGAACUGCUAGUAGCAAAUGGGCCAUCUGGAAUUUCAACAACGAAAUCUAUAUUACCUUGCUGAUCUUAUUCAACGUGUCGUCGUUGGUUAUCAUGUACUCUACUACAUUGCUUAGCUUGGACUAUUACAUUGAACGUGCUUUGCCGAGAACGUACAUGUCCAGUGUAUACAACACAAAGCAUGUCUGUGGAUUUAUCUGGGGAGGAGCUAUGCUAACCAGCUUUUCAUCUCUCCUGUUCUACGUCUGCAAUCACGUAUCCACUAAAAUCAUCGAAUGCUCCAAAAUGCAAAACAAAGAAGCGGCGGACGCCAUCAUGGUUUUUAUUGGAUACGUCGUACCAGCCAUUGCCGUGCUGUAUGCACUUGUGUUAAUUCUGCAAAUACGAAAGGAGGCGACACCACUGGACCAAGACACUGGAAGACUAGAUCCAUCUGUGCACAGGCUUUUGAUUGCUACAGUCUGUGCACAGUUCACAUUAUGGACACCUUAUUACGUAAUUCUUCUAGUAAACACAUUAACUAGCAUGCAAGAAAAAGUUACUGAUGAAAAUUACAUGCGAGUUCUACAUUUUACCAAGGGACUAUCAGAAUUCUUGGCUUUUUCGAGCAGCUUUGUCAUGCCUCUGCUUUACCGAUACAUCAACAAAAACUUUCCGAAUAAACUGCGAAGGCUGCUUAAAAAACUGCACUGUGGGAAUCAACGGUGUUCUCAUGAACGCACAGUUGUUCAGCAAGUUAUAACGUAGGUAUGAAUGAAUGACCCUGGGCCAGUACCAAAUUUGCAGUGGUUCUUCUCCAAGACUCUUUUAUGUGGCCUCAAAGAGAGGUGCCACACGGGGAUGCUAAUAAGGGGGAUUACACUGUAAAUCAGCAGUUCACAGUUUUAACCAAUACAGAUAGGGAAGAUGUUUGGAAAACUCUGUUGAGCAUCUGUCUGAGGGUUAUAAACCUUUGAUUUCCGAGAUGUUCAAUGCACUGAUUCAGUUACGCAGUGUAAGCUUUGUUCUAGUAAUCCUGUCUGGAGAAAAUCACUAGAGGGCCAACUGAAGCUUUGACUGAAUACCCAGCACUUUGUAAUCUUGUAGAGUUAAAAGAGAUAUUUUUACGUUCCAUAUAAAGUAAUAUGGUUUUUGAUUUUACAAAAUAGUGUUAUUUCAAGGUGAGGACAGCACCUUGUCAGUUAAGUUAAUCUCUUAUUACUGAUCAUACUGGUCAAAUUGUGUAACACACUAAACAAUGAAGAAGUUUCAAGGAUUAAAUUACUUUGGUAUUUAAUUGUAUUUUCCCCCUUGUUUUGCAAGAUCGUGAUCGAAAACAGGUUAUCUUAAGCUUGGGUCCCCAGAUGUUGUUGGGCUAUAACUCCCAUCAUCCCCAGCCAUAGCCUUUAUGGCUGAGGAUGAUGGGAGUUGCAACAUCUGGGAACCCAAGGUUAAGAAAGGAGAGUUGUCCUUGUGGUAGCAAGCAUUACUUGUCCCCUUAGCUAAGCAGGGUCCACCCUGGUUGCAUAUGAAUGGGAGAUGAUGUGUGAGCACUGUAAGAUAUUCCCCUUAGGGGAUGGAGCUGCUCUGGGAAGAGCAUCUAGGUUCCCAGUUCCCUCCCUGGCAUCUCCAAGAUAGGGCGGAGAGAAAUUCCUGCCUGCAACCUUGGAGAAGCCGCUGCCAGUCUGUGUAGAAACAAUACUGAGCUAGAUAGACCAAAAGGUCUGACUCGGUAUAUGGCAGUUUCCUAUGUUCCUAAGAAACCCUGAUUUAAAAGAAAUCCUUAUUUGCAAUUCCAAAAACAUUAUUUGCAGACUUACCUUCAUUUUAAUUCAUCAUUGAUUAUUAAUGUUUUUCUACAAAUAACAAUGAACCAAAAAAGCAUGUAUCUUCCUUACUUUGCAACACAAAACAUUUCGCAUAUUAGCUGUAGCCACUUUUACAGUAAUAUUGAUUUACCUAGUAAAAUGAAGGACAGAGGGAUUGACAUUUUUAAGGUGAAUUUUUUAAGGUUUAAAAAUUAUACAUGGUUAAAGAGUUAUGGUCCACAAAUGUUCAUGCCCUGCUUGUGGGCUUCCCAGAUGUAUCUGGUUGGCCAUUCUGGAAAACAGGAUGCUGGGCUUGAUAGGCCUUUCAUCUGAUGCCUCAAGGCCCUUCUUAUGUGCUUACACCACCUACAGUAUUUUAAUGAAUGAAUAAACGUGCUUUGGAGUAGCAUUUUCAAGGUAUUACAACUAUAAUGGAAAUAAACAACGUUAAACGUUGACAAAAAUGCAAGCUUUAUGAUCCAAGUGCUGAAUGACAGGCGAGAGGGAAGAGAAGCAAGCGGUGGUUUCUCACUAGCUUGUGGUGGAGGGGAGCCGAUAUUAACCUUGUUAUACCACAUAACUUCACAUGAACACAUAGUUGCUGAAGUGUGUUUGGGGGCCAUGAUUCUGGUCACUGUAGCACUAGCUUUUUGCCCCAGAUUUUGUACCCGCCCCUGCUCAUAUAGCGCGGCGACUCUUACACCUUUUUGUCAAAAGCAAGAACUGGCUGGUAUAAAUACCCAACCUGGGAUCCAAGGGGCCACACACAUGGUGUUUCCCCCACCCCAUUACACACAGAGACCCCCUUCAUUCUACUGCGGCUCUGUGGCCUCCAUUGCCCACAGAAAGGCUGCUCUUGAAGGUCAAGGAGCCCUCUGCAGCAGCAUUCAAUGAAGCAUAAGGGGUGGCAGAUGGAAGGGGGGAACUGGCAAGCCUUCUGUGAGCAGACCCUCCUCUGGCAUGUAGAGGAGGCUCUCCACUGCCAUUACAAUGAACAAUAAACGUUGGGCAGUUUUAAUCUCAUGACAAACUUUGUCUUUGCUACACACACAGACGCAGCACUGUACAAGAAUUCAGCAACUGAAGUGCCAGAUUUAGCUAAGAAUAUACAUAAAUAAUUCCUCUUUGUUUCUUCAUGCCCCAGUUCUGAUUCACCUAUAGUCAUGUAGCUAGUUUUCUCAGGAACAUCCUGAGUUACAUUUCAGAUGGCUGCUUCAGUAAUUUAUUGAAUGCAUAUUUAAAUUAUAUGUGGUUUUCUUCAGCUUUCUUUAAUAUACAUAACCUUCUUGCAGCUUGUCCACAUAAUCCAGCAAGAUCAUAUCAACAUACUUUGCAGGUGCACUUUCAGGCCAUGUAUCAUUGGCAGAAAUUGGAUGAAUGUACCAUCACAAUAUUAUUCUCUCCUCACCCAUUACUUCCUAAAUCUCUUUAUGUUAUGUUACAUUACACUGAUCCCCCCUCCCAUGUUUCAUCUCUGGGUGGCUUGUGUUUUCAACCCAUCAGUCAAUCAAUCAAAUCAAAAUUUAUUACGGCCAAUAAAUAUUGGCCAUUUAUUAUGGCCAUUAAUAAAUAGUUAUCUACUAUGACCCAUAGUAGGAGUACAAUAAUACAGGAGGACCUCAUUACUCAUGAAUCCAGCAUCCGUGGUUUUGCGUAUCGGUGGUCAGGUAAUUGGCACCUGACCUCGGUGUACAUGAGAAAAAUGGAGGAGAGUUAAAUCUGCAUAUCCAUGGGUCAGGGGUGGCCAGAAAUGACCUCCAAGGUCAUUUCUGGAUGCCUUUUUGAGCAGCGGAGCCAUUUUGUGGCUCUUUCCAAAGGGGGGAAAUGCUUUAAAAUCACAAUUUUGUACACAUCUUCAAAAUGCUUUUGGCAUUUCCUACACACCUUCAAAAUUCCUUUGCAUCACUACAGCCGAAGCAUGUUUUAAUAUUAGUAUUAGUAAGAGGAGUGCGGUUUCCCCUGUGUUCUACCACUCACUAACACUUUCAUUCAACAAUAAAAAGGCACAGGAAGCACCCAUUAUUUUCCACCUUUAAAUUCUUCUCCAACCGCUCCAAUUUUCUUCACGCUCCACAAAAUUAUCUGCUUUAAAGGGGAUUUCCAAUACUAUUUUUCACAGCUCUCGCUCGACUGGCUGUGCAAUGUCAUUUCCCAGCAUGUUUGGAUUAUAGAGAGUGCUUUACACCUUCUUUGCAAAGCGAGAAUCAACAUAAUUCAUUGCUGAAUAUGACAUUUGGUUAUGCCACAACAUACACAGCUCCCAACAAUCCUCCCUCAGAUGGAGCCAUUAUGCGUGGAGCUAGCCGUUAUGAUGGAGCUAGCUGCGUGUCUGCAGAAAGGGCAGUACAGCCCCUCUUUCUGGGGGUUGAACUCUCAAAGGGUGAGGCUGGAAUUUGGACUAGGAAGCAUCCUAGUACGCACAGAGCUCUCUUGGGUGCACAAAGGAGCAAAGGCAUGCAGCUUUGGUCCCUAUGACUGGCAGGCAGUAUUGAAUGGCCAGACCUGGCAUCAAAAUUAGGAGCAGGGGUGCAGCUAUAAUUCAGCAGAUGGGUUCAAAGAACCCGGAUCCCCAAGCUCCUGAGGGCUCCCCAGCUCCUCCCCUCCCUAUCUUCUUCAUUAUCUUCCUCACUCUGAGGAGCCACCAGAGAGCGGGAUGAGCACAGGCUUCUUCUCCCCUAGCUACGCCCGUGAUUAGGAGCCUGGCGUUCUGUUCUUGCCUAGUCAGUCAACAAAGCUGCAUCUCCUGCCUGCUACAAUUUAGGCUCCAGCUCAAGUCGACUGCUGGAAAACAGAGACCCUGUCUGUCCUGCAUGCCAUUCCAGGUCUGGAUGGACUUAGGUACAGCUAACCACAGCUUUGGCCUAGUCCUGAGAUACACUUCUCGGAGAAGACACGCGUGCCAGCUACUUACCUUACUUUACCGCCAUAAGUGCGUGAGCAAGAUAAUUUAAGGGCCAUUGCUCUUUUAUACUUUUCCUACUACACAAAAUCCAUUACUGAAGUACGACGGGAAAGGAUUUUUAAGGCAGUGGUGUGUGACAUGGAGAGUUCACAAAAAUACAGGAUAAUAUUUCACAAUUCUUCUCAUUUUAAGUUUGUAGACUCAGACAUCAAAUCCACUUAGGCUACGUUUACUGCCUUUUCUAGGCAAACAAUGAAUGGUUAGACUGUCUUAAUAAAAUCAAGGAAGCAGAGAUUGCACAAGUUGAGGUACUGUAAUCUUGCUGUUCUUACAUGCUGUUUCAGUCCAACGCAGACAUGACACGAGUCCCAACUUUUAAAAAGCAUGUGCAAGGCAGCUUACAGAGAGAUCAGUCGUGAAAUAACCUUUCUAUUGCCUUAUUCUUUCCUGUCAAGAGGGAACUCCUUCUCUCAGCAGGGCAAUAUUUAACCCACUAUUUCUGUUCUGUGAAUGUUGCCAGGUGUUCUCUGAAAACCACAGGGAAUCUUAAGUGCAGUGAAAACAAACUGGUACUGGAACAAUUUCCUUCUUAAAUUCCAACAAGCAUCUUAAUUUGCAGAAGACAGAAGAUUAAUUUAGGUUGUCACUCACAGAAUUCCCUGCUUCAGAAAACCAAUGCCCACAUUAUUUAGGUACCAGCUUCAAUCUAUUAUUGUUGGGGUUCUGAAGCUUGGGUCCCCAAAUGUUGUUGGACUACAGCUCCCAGCAUCCCCAGCCACAUGGUGUAGUAGUUAGAGUGUUGGAUGAGGACCGGGAAGACCCGAGUUUGAAUCCCCAUUCAACCAUGAAACUCACUGGGUGACUCUGGACCAGUCAUGUGUGUCUCAGCCUAACCUACCUCACAGGGUUAUUGUGAGGAUAAAAAUAACCAUGUACACUCUGAGCUCCUUGGAGAAAGAGUGGGAUAUAAGCGUAAAAAUAAAAAAUAAACAAAACAAACAACAAUGGCCAAAGCCCAUCAUGGCUGAGGAUGUUGGCAGCUGUAGUCCAACAAUAUAUUCACGUUUGAGAAUCCCUAGAGUAUGUGAUUUUGGAUUUUCCUGCUUUGUUUUGUUCUCUCUUGCUUAAAGAACCAUGCCCAGCACAGUCCUAAGUAUGUUUACUAAGAAGUCAGUCCCACUGAGUGCAGUGGGGUUUACUCCGUAGUAAGCAUUCAUAGGAUUGCAGCCUAUUUGUCCUAGACACAAGCUUUGAAGGCAGACAAUAUUGCAACUGGUCAACAGAGCAAGAUCACUCUGCCUGUUGUGCUUCAGGCAUGUUUACUCAGAAAUAAGUUCAAGAAGUCUUCUCCCAAAUAUGUGCAUUUAGGAUUGCAGCUUUGGGCUACGAGACAAUACAGUGUAUUUGUAAAGUGUGUGUGUUGUGUGUGUGUGUGUGUGUGUGUGUGUGUGUGUGUGUGAGAGAGAGAGAGAGAGAGAGAGAGAGAGAGAGAGAGAAACUGUGAUCUUUUAGAUACAUGGGAAGGUACAAUCACUUUCCUACAACUAAUUCUACAAGUUACUAAAAAUUCAAAACUGUGCCCUAACCACUUAUGUUUAGAACAUUUGUAUAUUUCUUCAGAAAUUUUUUUUCUGUUAAUUGUGGGGGGUUUUGCCACUUAAUCUGGUUUAGUUUUUACAGGGCAGCAUUCAUUCGUGUUAGGGGACUUCUGUGAAUCUGAUCUUUUUGCUGCUUUCCGGAUAAUGUACCACAAAACCGCCAUAUGCUGUUCUUACCUCUAAAAUGGAGGAGAUACAGAAGUCACACAGAUUCUCACAAACAGGUGUGGUUUUCAAAUCAGCAUUUAAAUAACAAGCUAAAAAGGCAUCGUUUGCAGUCUUUACAUUCAUAAGAAAGAUGAGUCUUACGGAAAAUAUUGAGCAUUGAAUAUAAAAAAUGUUAAGCAACUGAGAAUUGUGUUGUCAAAAUCCCGUUACUUACUAGUUAUCAAAUAUGGGGCCUUUCCAUUUCAAUAAAGAAUGUUGUGGGUUAUUUUGUAUAUAUGAGCCAAAACUGUUUAGCAUUAUUAUAUUACUGUAUAUAUGCAGAGAAAAGCAGUCUACUGAUGUAAAAAAGAACAUUUUAAAGAAUUUAUUAAAUUAUUUCCUAAGAUACAGAUUUAUCACCAUUUAAAAAUUAAACUUCUCUGGAUAAUUAAAAGAGUACUGUAUGAGGUUUUAUGUGUACAGAAAGUAGCACACGAGUGCCAUUAUUAACAGUAUUAUUUUGUCAGUGCAAAGAUUAAUAUUUCUGAAAAUGAUUUAUGAUUUGUAGAUCUCCUCUGAAGGGGGAAGACAAUCAUGUCAAAUCAAUAAACAAAUAACACUGUUCA